AUGGAGGAGGCUUUCGCCAAAGACGUUAAGCGUAUCGUCGUUAAGGUUGGGACCGCUGUUGUUACUGGAAAAGGUGGAAGAUUGGCUCUUGGUCGCUUAGGAGCACUGUGCGAGCAGCUUGCGGAACUAAACUCGGAUGGAUUUGAGGUGAUAUUGGUGUCAUCUGGUGCGGUUGGACUUGGCAGGCAAAGGCUUCGAUACAGACAAUUAGUCAAUAGCAGCUUUGCGGAUCUCCAAAAGCCUCAGACUGAACUUGAUGGGAAGGCUUGUGCUGGUGUUGGACAAAGCAGUCUUAUGGCUUAUUAUGAGACUAUGUUCGACCAGCUGGAUGUGACGGCGGCUCAGCUACUGGUGAAUGACAGUAGUUUUAGAGACAAGGAUUUCAGGAAGCAGCUUAAUGAAACAGUCAAGUCGAUGCUUGAUUUGAGGGUUAUUCCAAUUUUCAAUGAGAAUGAUGCUAUUAGCACCAGAAGAGCUCCUUAUCAGGAUUCCUCUGGCAUCUUCUGGGAUAACGACAGCUUAGCUGCUCUACUUGCGCUGGAACUGAAAGCUGAUCUUCUGAUUCUUCUGAGUGAUGUCGAAGGUCUUUACACUGGCCCUCCAAGUGAUCCUAACUCAAAGUUGAUCCACACUUUCAUCAAAGAGAAGCAUCAAGAUGAGAUUACAUUUGGCGACAAGUCAAGGUUAGGGAGAGGAGGCAUGACUGCAAAAGUCAAAGCUGCUGUGAAUGCAGCCUAUGCUGGGAUUCCUGUCAUCAUUACCAGUGGGUACUCAGCUGAGAACAUUGAUAAAGUGCUCAGAGGACUGCGUGUUGGAACUUUAUUCCAUCAAGAUGCUCGUUUAUGGGCUCCGAUCACAGACUCUACUGCUCGUGACAUGGCAGUUGCUGCAAGGGAAAGUUCCAGAAAGCUUCAGGCCUUGUCUUCAGAAGACAGGAAACAGAUUCUGUAUAAUAUCGCCGAUGCUCUUGAAGCAAAUGAAAAGACAAUCAGAGCUGAGAAUGAAUUAGACGUAGCUACAGCACAAGAAGCUGGAUUUGAAGAGUCAUUGGUUGCUCGCUUGGUUAUGACACCUGCGAAGAUCUCGAGCCUUGCAGCUUCAGUUCGUAAGCUAGCUGACAUGGAAGAUCCAAUUGGCCGUGUUCUAAAGAAAACUGAGGUGGCAGAUGGUCUUGUUUUAGAGAAGACUUCAUCCCCAUUAGGUGUACUCCUGAUUGUUUUCGAAUCCCGACCUGAUGCACUUGUACAGUUUGCUGAAGCUGUGGUUUGUCCACAAACCAAACAGAUAGCUUCACUUGCCAUCCGGAGUGGAAAUGGUCUUCUGUUGAAGGGUGGAAAGGAGGCCCGGCGAUCAAAUGCUAUCUUACACAAGGUGAUCACUGAUGCAAUUCCAGAGACUGUCGGGGGUAAACUCAUUGGACUUGUGACUUCAAGAGAAGAGAUUCCUGAUUUGCUCAAGCUGGAACACUCACCGUUUGCAUAUGUGCUACAGCUUGAUGACGUUAUUGAUCUUGUGAUCCCAAGAGGCAGCAACAAGCUUGUUUCCCAGAUUAAAAAUACUACAAAAAUCCCUGUUUUGGGCCAUGCUGAUGGAAUCUGUCAUGUAUACGUCGACAAGUCUUGUAAUCUGGAUAUGGCAAAGCGCAUUGUUUCCGAUGCAAAGUUGGAUUAUCCAGCAGCCUGUAAUGCGAUGGAAACACUUCUGGUGCAUAAGGAUCUAGAGCAAAAUGCUGUGCUCAAUGAGCUUAUCUUUGUUCUGCAGAGCAAUGGUGUAACUUUGUAUGGUGGACCAAGGGCAAGUGCAAUACUGAACAUUCCAGAAGCACGGACGUUCAAUCAUGAGUACUGUUCCAAGGCUUGCACCGUUGAAGUUGUAGAAGACGUUUAUGGUGCUAUAGAUCACAUUCACCGACAUGGGAGUGCACACACAGACUGCAUUGUGACAGAGGAUCCCGAAGUUGCAGAGCUAUUCCUUCGCCAAGUGGACAGUGCUGCUGUUUUCCACAACGCAAGCACAAGAUUCUCAGAUGGAUUUCGAUUUGGACUUGGUGCUGAGGUGGGGAUAAGCACGGGCAGGAUCCAUGCUCGUGGUCCUGUCGGAGUUGAAGGAUUACUUACAACAAGAUGGAUAAUGAGAGGAAACGGACAAGUGGUGGAUGGAGACAAUGGGAUUGUUUACACCCAUCAGGACAUUCCAAUCCAAUCUUAG
Thlaspi arvense is the source of this 2208-nucleotide messenger RNA. Lineage: Eukaryota; Viridiplantae; Streptophyta; Magnoliopsida; Brassicales; Brassicaceae. The record is from the annotation of a GenBank genome assembly.